Molecule: messenger RNA, 6409 nt
Organism: Cyanistes caeruleus (blue tit)
Lineage: Eukaryota; Metazoa; Chordata; Aves; Passeriformes; Paridae
Source: RefSeq, a predicted model, not a curated record
UCUGCACAGGCGGCUGUGCCGUGACCAGCGCCCCAGCCCAGUGUCCUGCCGUGGGGGCAAGAGUGCCCCUGAGCCCCCACCCACCAUGUUCAACCUGAUGAAGAAGGACAAAGAGAAGGAUGGGGCCCGGAAGGAGAAGAAGAAGGAGAAAAAGGAGCGAAUGUCAGCAGCUGAGCUCAAGAGCCUGGAGGAGAUGAGCAUGCGCCGGGGCUUCUUCAACCUCAACCGGGCCUCCAAACGGGACUCCAAGACCCGCCUGGAGAUCUCCAACCCCAUCCCCAUUAAAGUGGCCAGUGGUUCCGAGCUGCACCUCACAGAUAUUGACUCAGACAGCAACCGGGGCAGCGUCAUCUUGGACUCAGGCCACCUGAGCACGGCUAGCUCCAGCGACGAUCUCAAAGCCGAUGAUACCAGCUUCAAGGGCUCGGUGCUGCAGCGGGCAGCCAAGUUUGGCUCCUUGGCCAAGCAGAACUCUCAAGUGAUUGUCAAACGCUUCUCCUUCUCCCAGAAAAGCCGGGAUGAGAGCACCUCAGAGACCUCCACACCCUCUGAGCACUCGGCAGCCCCCUCUCCCCAGGUGGAGGUGCGCAUGCUGGAGACCCCGCUCGACAAGCAGGGGGUUCCCCCCGGACAGCCCUGCACCCCUCCCAGCACUUCCCUGCAUGCCAGGGUGCCGGAGCUCGUCGGCAAGAGAUUCCCCGCCGAGCUGCGGCUGCCCGCCCUGGUGCCCCCCCAGCCCCCCAGCCCACGGCAGCUGGAGCUGCAGAGGCGCAACACUGGCGAUUUCGGCUUCUCCCUGCGCCGCACCACCAUGCUGGACCGGGGCCCCGACGGGCAGGUGUACCGGCGCGUCGUGCACUUCGCCGAGCCCGGAGCCGGCACCAAAGACUUGGCCUUGGGCUUGGUGCCGGGAGACCGGCUGGUGGAGAUCAACGGGCGGAACGUGGAGAACAAAAACCGGGAUGAGAUUGUGGAGAUGAUCCGACAGUCGGGGGAGACGGUGCAGCUGAAGGUGCAGCCCAUCCUGGAGCUGAGUGAGCUGAGCCGCUGCUGGCUGCGGGGCGGCCAGGGGACAUGCCGUGCUGCCUGGGAUCUGGACCCCACCACCUCCGCCUCGGCACCCAGCCAGGGUCCAGCGGACGAUGCGCCGACAGCUCCCCUUGACCCCGUCCCUGCUGCAGCUCAGGCCAAGUCAGAGGAGCAGAUAGCAGCUGAAGAGGCCUGGUACGAGACCGAGAAGGUGUGGCUGGUGCACAGGGAUGGCUUCUCGUUGGGCAGCCAGCUGCGGCCAGAGGCGGGCAGUCCCCUCCCCGAGGGCAAAGUGAAGGUGAAACUGGACCACGAUGGAGCCAUCCUGGAGGUGGAGGAGGAUGAUGUGGAGAAGGCAAACCCCCCGUCCUGUGACCGUGUGGAGGACCUCGCCAGCCUCCUCUACCUCAACGAGUCCAGCACACUGCACACGCUGCGCCAGCGCUACGGCGGCAACCUCCUGCACACCUACGCCGGGCCCACCAUGGUCAUCAUCAACCCACUGAGCUCCCCCUCCAUGUACUCUGAGAAGGUGAUGCACAUGUUCAAGGGGUGCCGCAGGGAGGACACCUCCCCGCACAUCUACGCGGUGGCGCAGGCCGCGUACCGCAGCAUGCUGAUGAGCCGCCAGGACCAGGCCAUCGUCCUGCUGGGUGCCAGCGGCAGCGGCAAAACCACCAACUGCCAGCACCUGGUCCAGUACCUUGCCACCAUCGCCGGCAGCACCGGCAAGGUCUUCUCCGCGGAGAAGUGGCAGGCUCUCUACACCAUCCUGGAGGCUUUUGGCAAUAGCAGCACCGGCAUGAAUGGCAACGCCACCCGCUUCUCCCAGAUCAUCUCUCUGGACUUCGACCAGGCUGGGCAGGUGGCGUCUGCCUCUGUACAGACACUGCUGCUGGAGAAGCUGCGUGUGGCCCGGCGCCCGGCCAAUGAGACCACCUUCAAUGUCUUCUACUACCUGCUGGCCUGCUCUGACAGCACCCUGCGGACUGAGCUUCACUUCAACCACCUGGCAGAGAACAAUGUCUUUGGCAUCAUGUCCCCCUCCAAGCCAGAGGAAAAGCAGAAGGCAACCCAGCAGUUCAGCAAGCUCCUGGCAGCCAUGAAGGUGAUGGGCAUCUCAGGAGAUGAGCAGAAAGCCUUCUGGCUCAUCCUGGGGGCCAUUUACCAUCUGGGAGCCGCUGGGGCAACCAAAGACGCCGACGAAGCUGGGAGGAAGCAGUUUGCACGGCACGAGUGGGCUCAGAAAGCUGCGUACCUGCUGGGCUGCAGCCUGGAGGAGCUCUCCUCUGCCAUCUUCAAGCACCAGUCCAAGGGCACCCUGCAGCGCUCCACCUCCUUCCGCCAGGGCCCUGAUGAGUCUCCCCUGGGGGACAGUGGCACAGGUCCCAAGCUGACAGCGCUGGAGUGCCUGGAGGCCAUGGCAGCUGGCUUGUACUCCGAGCUCUUCACACUCCUCAUCUCCCUCCUCAACAGGGCGCUAAAGUCGAGCCAGCACUCGGUGUGCUCCGUGACGGUGGUGGACACCCCUGGGGCACAGAACCCCGAGCUGGCGGGGCAAAGUCGGGGAGCCACCUUCGAGGAGCUCUGCCACAACUAUGCCCAGGAGCGCCUGCAGCAGCUCUUCCACCAGCGCACCUUUGCCCGCGAGCUGGAGAGAUACAAGGAGGAGAACAUAGAGCUCGCCCUGGCUGAUGCUGAGCCCAGCUCCUCUGGCUCCAUAGCUGCUGUGGACCAGUCCUCACACCAGGCACUGGUGCGGUCUCUGGCCCGCACGGACGAGGCGCGGGGGCUGCUGUGGCUUCUGGAGGAGGAAGCGCUGCAGCCAGGGGGCAAUGAGGACACCUUGCUGGAGCGGCUCUUCUCCUACUACGGACCCCAGGAAGGGGCCAAAAAAGGGCACAACCCACUACUCCCCAGCGACAAGCCCCGGCACUUCCUCUUGGGACACAACUCAGGGACCAACUGGGUGGAGUACGACUCUACGGGAUGGCUCAACUACGUCAAGCACAACCCAGCCUCCCAAAACGCCUCUGUCCUGCUGCAGGAGUCCCAGAAGAAGGUGAUCAGCAGCCUGUUUUCUGGGCGCGGUGGGUCGGCGCUGGUGCUGUCGGGCUCGGUGGCGGGGCUGGAGGGGGGCUCCCAGCUGGCCCUGCGCCGGGCCACCAGCAUGCGCAAGACUUUCACCACCGGCGUGGCUGCCGUCAAGAAGAAAUCCCUCUGCAUCCAGAUCAAGCUGCAAGUGGAUGCCCUCAUCGACAGCAUCAAGAAGUCCAAGCUGCACUUUGUGCAUUGCUUCCUGCCCAAGGCGGGGGGCAGCGGGGACCCCCAGGCCGUGCUGUGCCGGCGGGUGAGUGGCAGCGAGCUGGAGCUGCCGGCAGAGCACUGCGAGGCCGGGCUGAUGCAGCUGGACGUGCCCCUCCUGCGUGCCCAGCUCCGCGGCUCCCGCCUGCUCGACGCCCUCCGCAUGUACCGCCAAGGUUACCCCGACCACAUGGUGUUUGCGGAGUUCAGGCGGCGCUUUGAUGUCCUGGCCCCACACCUGACCAAAAAGCAUGGGCGCAACUACAUCGUGGUAGAUGAGAAACGGGCAGUGGAGGAGCUCCUGGAAUCGCUGGACCUGGAGAAGAGCAGCUACCACAUGGGCUUGAGCCGGGUGUUUUUCCGGGCUGGAUCACUGGCCAGGCUGGAGGAGCAGCGGGACACGCAGACCAGCAGGAACAUCACCCUUUUCCAAGCGGCGUGCAGGGGCUUCCUGGCACGGCAGCACUUCAAGAAGAGAAAGAUCCAGGAUUUGGCCAUCCGGUGCGUGCAGAAGAACAUCAAGAAGAACAAAGGGGUGAAGGAUUGGCCCUGGUGGAAGCUUUUCACCACAGUGCGACCCCUCAUCGAGGUGCAGCUCACCGAGGACCAGAUUCGUGGCAAAGACGAAGAGAUCCAGCAGCUGAAGAGCAAACUCGAGAAGGUGGAGAAGGAGCGUAACGAGCUGCGGCUCAACAGCGACCGCCUGGAGAGCAGGAUCACAGAACUGACAUCGGAGCUGACGGACGAGCGGAACACUGGCGAGUCUGCCUCCCAGCUGCUGGACGCUGAGACGGCUGAGAGGCUGCGGGCUGAGAAGGAGAUGAAGGACCUGCAGGCCAAGUACGAUGCCCUGAAGAAGCAGAUGGAGUCGAUGGAGAUGGAAGUGAUGGAGGCUCGGCUCAUCCGGGCGGCCGAGCUCAACGGGGAGCUUGACGAUGAUGAUUCAGGUGGCGAAUGGCGGCUGAAAUACGAGCGGGCAGUGCGGGAGAUUGACUUCACCAAGAAACGGCUGCAGCAGGAGCUGGAGGAUAAGCUGGAGGUGGAGCAGCAGGGCAAGAGGCAGCUGGAGCGCAAGCUGGCAGACCUGCAGGCGGACAGCGAGGAGAGCCAGCGGGCACUGCAGCAGCUGAAGAAGAAGUGUCAGCGCCUGGCUGCUGAGCUGCAGGACACCAAGCUGCACCUUGAGGGACAGCAGGGACGCAACCAUGACCUGGAGAAGAAGCAGCGGAGGUUUGACAGUGAGCUCUCACAGGCACAUGAGGAGGCACAGCGGGAACGCUUGCAGCGGGAGAAGCUGAGCCGAGAGAAGGAUGUGCUGGUGGCUGAGGUCUUUGGCCUCAAGCAGCUGCUGGAGGACAAGGACUCAGACAUCACAGGGCUGACACAGAAGGCAGAGGCGCUGGAGGCAGAGCUGCAGGACAUCUCCUCCCAGGAGUCAAAGGAUGAAGCCUCCCUGGCCAAGGUGAAGAAACAGCUGAGGGACCUGGAGGCGAAGGUCAAAGACCAGGAGGAGGAACUGGAUGAGCAGGCUGGAACCAUCCAGAUGCUGGAGCAGGCGAAGCUGCGGCUGGAGAUGGAGAUGGAGAGGCUGCGGCAGACCCACGCCAAGGAGGUGGAGAGCCGUGAUGAGGAGGUGGAGGAGAUCCGGCAGUCAUGCCAGAAGAAGCUGAAGCAGAUGGAGGUGCAGCUGGAGGAGGAGUAUGAGGACAAGCAGAAGGUGCUGAGAGAGAAGCGGGAGCUGGAAAGCAAGUUAUCUGCUGUCAGCGAGCAGGCCAACCAGCGGGACUUUGAGACGGAAAAGCGCCUGCGCCGGGACCUGAAGAGAACGAAGGCGCUGCUGGCUGAUGCUCAGAUCAUGCUGGACCACCUGAAAAACAACGCACCCAGCAAGAGGGAGAUCACCCAGCUCAAGAAUCAGCUGGAAGAGUCAGAGUUCACCUGUGCAGCCGCUGUCAAGGCCCGCAAAUCCAUGGAAGUGGAGAUCGAGGACCUCCACCUGCAGAUCGAUGACCUUGCCAAGGCCAAGGCAGCGCUGGAGGAGCAGCUGAGCCGUCUGCAGCGGGAAAAGAAUGAGGUGCAGAGCCGGCUGGAGGAGGAUCAGGAGGACAUGAAUGAGCUGAUGAAGAAGCACAAGGCAGCUGUGGCCCAGGCAUCCCGGGACCUGGCACAGAUGAAUGACCUCCAGGCACAGCUGGAGGAGGUCAGCAAGGAGAAGCAGGAGCUGCAGGAGAAGCUGCAAGGUCUGCAGAGCCAGCUGGAAUUCCUGGAGCAAUCCAUGGUGGACAAGUCACUGGUGAGCCGGCAGGAGGCCAAAAUCCGCGAGCUGGAGACCAGGCUGGAGUUUGAAAGGACGCAAGUCAAGCGCCUGGAGAGCCUGGCCACGCGGCUGAAGGAGAACAUGGAGAAGCUGACGGAGGAGCGGGAUCAGCGCGCGGCCGCCGAGAACCGGGAGAAGGAGCAGAACAAGCGGCUGCAACGGCAGCUCCGCGAUGUCAAGGAGGAGAUGGGCGAGCUGGCCAAGAAGGAGGCAGAAGCCAGCCGCAAGAAGCACGAGCUGGAGAUGGACCUGGAGAGCCUGGAAGCUGCCAACCAGAGCCUGCAGUCAGACCUGAAGCUGGCCUUCAAGCGCAUCGGGGACCUGCAGGCAGCCAUCGAGGAUGAGAUGGAGAGUGACAGCAAUGAGGACCUCAUCAACAGUUUGCAGGACAUGGUGGCAAAGUAUCAGAAAAGAAAGAGUAAACUUGAUGGUGACUCAGAUGUGGACUCAGAGCUGGAGGAGCGUGUGGAUGGGGUGAAGUCUUGGCUCUCCAAGAACAAAGGCUCCUCCAAAGCGCUCUCGGAUGAUGGCAGCCUGAAGGGCAGCAGGUCAGCCCCUCCGGACGGCCCCGAGCCCGAGGAGCGGCCGGUGUCCGUGUUGAGCUCCCUCAGCUACAGGAAGCGGCCUGGCCUCAAGGACUCCAUAGGCGGCCGCGGGGAUGAGCAGACGCUGUUCAGCGCCCUGGGCGAGCGGCCGCCUUCCCCCGAGCGCCCUCCGCGCAGGGCGGCCCGCGCCACCGUCAGGCUGGCUGUGCCGUGA